GCUGCGUCGAUGUCUUCGCAUAGAACCUCCCGUCGUCUCGCAGAUUGUGUGACGUAAGCUGAUAUCCUGUACACAUCUUGUUCAGUCAUAUGUGUCCAGCUGUGUUGUGAAAGCGCCAUGUCGGUUUGCGGAGAAAGGGAGCAACUUGGCUCCAACGCUGUAGAAAAUGGAACAAUCUAUAGACAUCCAUAUUGCGCACGCUUUAUCUCUUCCAAGCAAAGGUUUUGUGGAUUGAUGGCAAAAGCUGGGCAUUCGUUCUGCGUUCACCACCUACCCACAGAACAGUCGGAGUAUAUUUUUGCUUUCUGUCCAAAGUGCAAAACAAAAAUUGCUAGUGAUAGGGUAGACGCUCAUUUAAGAAAGUGCCCCGUUCGCUUGAAAGAACAGCAGAUUACAAAUGAGAUUUACUUUUGGAAAGAUAUCAACAGUGCCAAAGAGACGGUGGUAGACAAAACAGUAAGCUUGCGCGAACUCUCAGGCACGCAACUCGCUCUUCUGCUCGAUAAAAUUAGUCAAGCCGAACCAAAAUGCUCGUCUUACUUGAGUAGACGUUCGAGCAGCUCACACGAUGACGGCAAGACCAUGCAUAGUGUACACGUCCCACAGCGGACAAGUGAAUCGGAAGCGCUACAGCGUGUCGCCAUAGCAGAGGCCGUGCAAAAAGUUCGAGACGUCUUUGAUCUUAGUACUAAUAGUGCACUUGUUGAGCUUUGCUCCGGACGUGCGUAUCUUUCAGCAGAGAUCAUGAAAACAUGGCCGUUCUCAAAGCUAUUACUUGUCGACCGUCGUUCACAUCGCUUCAAGGCGGAUAGAUUCCUUCGUCAUCAAAGUGAGCUGAGGCGUUUGCUCAUUGACAUCAAGGAUCUGGAUUUGUAUAAAGUCUCUCUAUUGAAUAAAUCGGAAGUGACCAUCGUGGGUAAACACUUGUGCGGUGAAGCUACUGAUUUCGCUUUAAAGUGUGCAUUAUCUUAUCUGAAAGAUAGUACAGUCACGUUCAGAGGAUUGGCAAUUGCUCCAUGUUGUCACCACGCUUGUAAAUGGUCUUCUUUCGUCAAUACACCGUUUCUUGAAACACUCGGCUUCAGCGAGACGGAUUUUGGCUAUCUCAUACGUAUGACGAGCUGGGCAACCACACUGUCUACUGGUUGCACGUCCCACGGAUUCAGUUCUGAUUUUGCGAUUCACACUGAGGAUAUGGAUGCGUGCCGAACCCUUAGUAGCAAUGAUAAACUACGCGUAGGGCGAUACGUAAAGCUGAUUCUCAACACAGCUCGUGUUCUAUGGUGCAAAGAGCGCGGUUUCGACGUAAGCUUGGAGGAGUAUACUAAUGUUUGGGUAACGCCUGAGAAUCAGCUAAUACUUGUAAGAUAG
Ostreococcus lucimarinus CCE9901 is the source of this 1371-nucleotide messenger RNA. RefSeq lists its product with no specific name. Gene Ontology annotation, biological process: tRNA methylation. Lineage: Eukaryota; Viridiplantae; Chlorophyta; Mamiellophyceae; Mamiellales; Bathycoccaceae. The transcript has a single exon. The record is from RefSeq and is a predicted model, not a curated record. Bases 118 to 1371 code for a protein of 417 amino acids.